Molecule: messenger RNA, 921 nt
Organism: Brienomyrus brachyistius
Lineage: Eukaryota; Metazoa; Chordata; Actinopteri; Osteoglossiformes; Mormyridae
Product: ragulator complex protein LAMTOR3-like
Exons: 7
Coding region: 124-516 (130 amino acids)
Biological process (GO): cellular response to amino acid stimulus; positive regulation of TOR signaling
Cellular component (GO): Ragulator complex
Source: RefSeq, a predicted model, not a curated record
CUGAAGCUAUAUGUCAUGUGACAUUUAUUCCGAACUCUUCUGCGGAACUAGGGUGUGUGUAUUGUGAUAACUUGUUAAACCUAAAACAUAAAUAUAAGGGGUUCUGUUCUUCCGAGAAUAGCAAUGUCAGCACAUUUGAAUAUGGGUGAUGAUUUGAAAAGAUAUCUUUACAAACAGCUGCCAAGUGUAGAGGGCCUGCAUGCGAUUGUGGUGACUGACAGAGAUGGAGUUCCAGUAAUUAAAGUUGCCAAUGACAGCGCCCCAGACUAUGCACUCAGGCCUGGCUUUCUUUCUACCUUUGCUUUGGCAACAGACCAGGGCAGCAAGCUGGGACUCUCCAAAAACAAAAGCAUUAUAUGUUACUACAACAUGUACCAGAUUGUGCAGUUCAACCGGUUACCUCUGGUGAUCAGCUUUAUUGCAAGCAGUAGUGCCAAUACAGGCCUGAUUAUCAGCCUGGAGAAGGAGCUGGUUCCGCUGCUUGAUGAGCUGCGGCAGGUGGUGGAGGUGUCCUAGGCGAGGAGCACGACGCAUGGGGCGACACAGAAACGUCGCAAGGCUCGCACCCACGUGUCUGUGCAGAGAGCUUGCGUGUGUUUGUGCAAUCAACUCCUUGACAGUUCCUCUACACACACAUCAACUGGAAGACUGGGGUCAAGAGUUACUUUUGUAGAAAGUACAAAUUUUUUAAAAAUGUUCAAUGAUCUUUUUUUUGUGUUGUGAAGAAUACUUAAUAUAUACACAUUUCCUUGUUAGUGUUUCCUUUUAAACCAUUUAUACGUCCAUCCCUAUAAAUGCUAACAACAAAUAUCUUCGUCCCGGAUAAGCACUGUUCAAACUUCAAAUGUAAACUAAUGUAAUAUAGCACCUUCUUUUCUGUUGCUUGGAUAUUUUAAAUACCAAUAAAAUGGUUUGACAAGA